This is a messenger RNA of Acanthoscelides obtectus, 401 nucleotides long. The record is from the annotation of a GenBank genome assembly. Lineage: Eukaryota; Metazoa; Arthropoda; Insecta; Coleoptera; Chrysomelidae.
AUGCGUCAACUGCUUCUUCUGGUGACUGGAACCUUUGACCACGCAGUCUGUUUUUAAUUUUCGGAAAAGUAAAGAAAUCGUUAGGACUUAGAUCGGGACUAUAUGGAGGAUGGUCCAAUAAUUCCACGUUUUCUUUAGUUAAAUACUGCCUUGUUUUUUGGACUGUGUGGGAGCUUGCAUUGUCUUGGUGGAGGAUGAUUCUUCUCUCGGGGUUGAUUUUUCGAAGCUCGGUGAUGACUUUUGGCAAACAAAUGAUGGUAUACCAAUCCGCAGAAACAGUUAUUUGUUCAUUAAGAGGAAUUUUUGACACAAACCGUUCUUUGACACCAAUUAAUCCUGGCUGCUUUCUGCUCUUCAGUCAACAGGUGGGCUAUCCAAUGAGAAACUAAUUUUCUUACUCC